Rhinolophus ferrumequinum (greater horseshoe bat) is the source of this 3524-nucleotide messenger RNA. It is a transcript of the gene DNAI1, whose product is annotated as dynein axonemal intermediate chain 1. The transcript is spliced from 21 exons. Gene Ontology annotation, biological process: outer dynein arm assembly; cilium movement. Gene Ontology annotation, cellular component: outer dynein arm. NCBI's taxonomy places the organism in Eukaryota, Metazoa, Chordata, Mammalia, Chiroptera, Rhinolophidae. The record is from RefSeq and is a predicted model, not a curated record. Gene Ontology annotation, molecular function: dynein heavy chain binding; dynein light chain binding. The coding region runs from base 4 to 2289 and encodes 761 amino acids.
ACCAUGGCGAGCAGAGCAGCCAGGAAGAGAGAUGAAGAUUCAGUGACCGAAGUGGGAGAAGGGACAGAUGAAUGGGCCCAGUCCAAAGCUACAGUUAGACCCCCUGACCAGCUGGAAUUGACUGACGCGGAGCUAAAGGAGGAGUUCACCCGAAUUCUGACAGCCAACAACCCGCAUGCACCCCAGAACAUUGUCAGGUACAGCUUUAAAGAAGGGACAUAUAAGCUUAUUGGCUUUGUGAACCAGCUGGCAGUUCACUACAGCCAGGUGGGGAACCUGAUCCCCAAAGACUCGGAUGAAGGACGGAGGCAGCACUACCGCAAUGAGUUAGUGGCAGGUUCUCAGGAGUCUGCCAAGGUGGUGGUUUCAGAACCAGAUCUCCUUGAAGAAGAAGAAGGGCCUAAGGAAGCAGAAGCGGAAACCGGGAGUCAAACAGAUGUGCCUGCAGCUGAGGCAGCUGAAAAAGUGACUGAAGAAGAAUUGAUUACUCCUAAGCAGCCCAAGGAGCAAAAACUCACCAACCAGUUCAACUUCAGUGAGCGGGCCUCACAGACCUUCAACAACCCUCUCCGGGACCGAGAAUGCCAAAUGGAGCCUCCUCCCAGAACAAACUUUUCAGCUACAGCCAAUCAGUGGGAGAUCUACGAUGCAUAUGUAGAGGAGCUCGAGAAGCAGGAAAAGACCAAAGAGAAGGAGAAGACAAAGACCCCAGUGGCUAAAAAAAUGGGGAAGAUGGCCAUGAGGAAGACGACAUUUCUGGAGUCCCAGAGCGAUGAUAUCACCAAAGUGACCCAAGCUGCUAAAAUCAUAGAGCGGAUGGUCAACCAGAAUACAUAUGAUGACAUUGCUCAAGAUUUUAAGUACUAUGAGGACGCUGCUGACGAGUACCGGGACCAGGAGGGUACGCUGCUGCCCCUCUGGAAGUUCCAAAACGACAAAGCCAAGCGCCUGGCCGUCACUGCCCUCUGCUGGAAUCCAAAGUACAAGGAUCUGUUUGCAGUGGGACAUGGCUCCUAUGACUUCAUGAAGCAGAGCCGGGGCAUGCUGCUGCUCUACAGCAUGAAGAACCCCAGCUUCCCCGAGUACAUCUUCAGCAGCGACAGUGGCAUCAUGUGUCUCGACAUGCACGUGGACCACCCCUACCUGGUGGUGGUGGGCCAUUACGACGGCAACGUGGCCAUUUACAACCUCAAGAAGCCCCACUUCCAGCCUGCCUUCCGCAGCUCAGCCAAGUCUGGGAAGCACACGGACCCUGUGUGGCAGGUCAAGUGGCAAAAGGAUGAUAUGGACAACAACCUUAACUUCUUCUCUGUGUCAUCUGAUGGCAGGAUCGUGUCUUGGACACUUGUGAAGAGCGAGCUGGUUCACACAGAUGUCAUCAAGCUGAAGGUGGAGGGCAGCACCAUGGAAGGUCUAGAUGGCCUACAGCUACACACAGUGGGCUGUGGUACUGCCUUUGACUUCCACAAAGAGAUCGACUACAUGUUCCUAGUGGGCACAGAGGAGGGAAAAAUCUACAAGUGCUCUAAAUCCUACUCCAGCCAAUUCCUCGACACCUAUGAUGCCCACAACAUGGCAGUGGAUGCUGUGUCCUGGAACCCAUACCACACCAAGGUCUUCAUGUCCUGCAGCUCCGACUGGACAGUGAAGAUCUGGGACCACACCAUCAAGACCCCAAUGUUCAUCUAUGACCUAAAUUCAGCCGUGGGCGAUGUGGCCUGGGCACCAUACUCUUCUACUGUGUUUGCAGCAGUCACCACCGACGGGAAGACCCACAUAUUUGACCUGUCCAUCAACAAGUACGAGGCCAUCUGCAACCAGCCAGUGGUAGCCAAAAAGAAGAACAAGAUCACUCACGUGCAGUUCAAUCCCAUCCACCCCAUCAUCAUCGUGGGCGACGACCGUGGGCACGUCACCUGCCUCAAACUCUCACCCAACUUGCGAAAGAUGCCAAAGGAGAAGAAGGGGCAGGAAGUACAGAAGGGUCCAGCUGUGGAGAUCGCAAAAUUGGACAAACUACUGAACCUGGACUCCAGCCAGCCAGCCAGCCAGCCCAGGAGAUCUCCAGAGGCGCCAGCUCACACAGAGGGAACUUUGUGGAAGCCCUGGCAGGCAUGUGUGAGUCUGUGUAUCCAGGCUAUGUACCUACGUGUGCCUCCCUCUGUGGGACUGUCUCCAGCUCAGGUCUGUGCUUUGCUCUGCUGCGAGGUAGCCUGGAGCAAAGAAGAAUGUCCUGAGGGAUGGCUCAGCCCUGACUGGAAUAGGACCAGGCAUGACCCUACAUUCUAGAAGCUCCUGACUCUCUCCAUCCUAAAAGCUCUCCUAAGAGGAAGAUCAGCUUGGUCAGGUAGACCUUCCUACCCUACCUCAUAUGCCAGUGAGUCCUCCAUGUUCUGAACUGGACCCUCUUCUUGUCCCAUUCUACAUAUUCUCCAUGGGGGAGCACAUCCCUGCAGCUACACCGUGAAGACAGUGCUCCCAAAUCCAGCCUUAACUUAUUUGCAGAAUUCUAGAUACUGAUCCAAGUGCCUACCAGAAUCAGGGUGGCUUUGAUUCCUGGUUCUGCCACUUACCUAACUUUGUGACUUUGGGCAAGUCAUUAACCUCCCUUAGCCUCAGCUUCCUCAUCUGUAAAAUGGUUAUAGUAACAGCUACCUCUUAGUGUUGUAAUUCACUAAUUCACUUAUACCAGACCAAUCACAUCUCAGCAAAUGCCAACUGACACACCCCCAAGGACCACUUGGCUAAGGGAUCCCUUCCCCCAGUGCCAUGAAAUUCACAUGAGGUCCCUGUAAAUCCAAAUGGUAUCUUGAAAAUGAGAAAGGGGAGGGUAAAACAGACUGAAAGAGUCAUCCCAACCUACUGAGUUACUUAGAGACUGUCUAAAAUAAAACUUUUGGACCCUACUGAGUGUACCAGAGUGGAUUAAUUUUAGUUGCCCCUGCCUGUGUUACCCAGCAGGGUGGGGGCAUUGUGAGCAAGAUCAAAUCAGUUCUAGGAAACAGAGACGACUUAUAUCAUCGCACAUCUGCGUGUAAUGUGAAUGAAUUUGUGACCCAGCUGCAGGAAUUCAAAUUUUAUCCUGAAAACAGUGGGGAGCCACUGAAGAAUUUUGAGCAGAGGAGUAAUGUGUUCAUAUCCAGAAAUUAGAAGGAUUAUUUGGGCAGCUAGGUGGAAGGACGGAUUGAAGGCAUUUGAGAGGGAAGGCAUUGAGAGAUGAGAAGGCUCUGAAAUGGUGUAGAGGAGUAGGAGAGGAGAGAACAGGACAGAGCAUUGAGGAUAUUACAACUGGCAAGACUUAGAGACCUAGACCUAUAGGAUAUUGGGGUAAGAGGAAAAGAAAAUCUGGGAUAACUCCCAGCUUAGUGACUAGGGAUACUGGGAUGCAAUUUACUGAGCUAGGGAACACAUGAGAAGGGGUGAGCUUCAGCAAGGGCCUGGGAUAAGGGGGAAGAUGAGUUCAGUUUUAGAUAUGUUGAAUUUGAGGAACCAGUUGAACACCCAAGUUGAGAUAUCCAGUAGAG